Messenger RNA from Pectinophora gossypiella (pink bollworm), 1353 nucleotides. RefSeq lists its product as uncharacterized. NCBI's taxonomy places the organism in Eukaryota, Metazoa, Arthropoda, Insecta, Lepidoptera, Gelechiidae. The record is from RefSeq and is a predicted model, not a curated record. The transcript has 2 exons. The coding region runs from base 233 to 694 and encodes 153 amino acids.
UGGAACUCAGGGCCAGUUCGCUUGCACCGGCGGCCGCGUGCGGUCAAAUCCACAGCGCGUCGACUAUCUUGGCUAUUUUCGUCCAAGCCGCUCGACUACAUUGAUAAGCCGGCAAACUACCCUUGGCUACCGACCGCGGCGCACGUUCGUUCAUUCGGCGACGUUGACUUUUAAAACAGUGUUUUCGAACUCGUUCGUUUUCGAAUUACACUUGCAAAUUGACGAGUGACGGAUGAGUGAGGUUUCGUUGUUGAAGAUAUUGUGGGAACGUGGCGCCAUGGAGAGCUGCUACAAGUUGUACACCUGGAUCAACCACACACUGCUCAUGCUGCUUCUCCAGAUCUUCUGGAAGAUGAGCCAGAUCUCUGACUACUUCAAGGGAAAGUCUGUUGAAGAGGCAAAACCAGUGAAGACGUUCGUGUUCACGCCGCUUUCGAAGGAAUCUAAGAUGCGGCGGCACAUCAGGUCCAUGUCAGACGUACAGAACAGUACCCCUUACAGGAUACCCUUCAGGUCAAGGAAGGGCAGCACGCAUACCUUAAUGUAUGACUCCGACACCCGCGCUCGAAGGAUCAGGUCUUACAACAUGAGAUGCGAUUCCUCAGACUCCAGCGACUUCACGGAGUCCCCGCGCAAACUCAGAACUCUCCAACAAAACAUAAUCAAGCACACAGAUUCUAUGCGAAUCCUCUAAUCAAUGAUCUGACUUAACAAUAUGAGGCUGUACAAUCUAGUUGUCCACUAGAUCGGGAUCACGUCGGGUUUCUAUGUUAAGAAAAAUAGACGAAGGUCAAUGACAUUAGAAGGCUUGAAGACAAUUUUGUUAUAUCAAAGGCAAAUCUUUGACUUGUGAUCUCCAAUUAGUCAGUCGAUGUUCCCAGCGUGAUUGGACUAUAAUUUAUAGACGUUAUAGUGAUUUCCAUAAGACUGUGAUCGAGGUAGAAUAACAAGUAAUUGUAAGGGUAGCUGUAACAGAACAUUUGUAUUGUAUAUUGAUUAGCCUGUAAGAUACAAAGAUGAACUAUUAGUGUGAGGUAAAUGAUUUUGUCAUGAGCCAUAUAAGUUAAGUCUAAGUCACUGUUAAAACGCAGCAAUAUUUGUUAUUAAGUGCCGAUUUGUUUUGUAAAUUUCUUUGAAAUUGUUUCCUGGCGUGUGUGUAAAUGCCAGCUUGUAAUUUACGAUAUUUUUUGAAACUUUAAUAGAUUCUGAACAUAUCACUUUUGUAAUUUUGAUAGACGAACACAAUUUGUACAACACUCCCGUGUGUCUACUUGCUUGUAGAUUCUAUGCAUUGUGUGCUCCAUGUGUUUAUCAGAUUCAUACCUCAAUCGAUUAAAGUAAGAAAAAUCAUAA